Molecule: messenger RNA, 300 nt
Organism: Colletotrichum paranaense
Lineage: Eukaryota; Fungi; Ascomycota; Sordariomycetes; Glomerellales; Glomerellaceae
Product: fungal cellulose binding domain-containing protein
Exons: 3
Coding region: 1-300 (99 amino acids)
Source: RefSeq, a predicted model, not a curated record
AUGGUAAACAAACUACGUGGUAUCAUACUGGCUCAUCCCAGCGCGCUUCGGAUCUGGAGGAGCAAGUCCAUGAGCAACAUUUUCAGUUACCACGGCUCAGGCGUCUGGUUCAGGGCCUAUGAGUUUGGUCCUGUCAAGUUCUCUCCUACCAGCGCUACUAAGGAGUGGGGUACGUACGAUAAGGAUGUCAAUGCCUUCACUAACCCCACCAACCUUGCUGCUGGUGGUUUCUUGGUUCGCCCUAACCGUCUUACUCUACAUAAGCUCUCUGGUACCGACUUCUACCUCAACUGCGGCUAG